CAGGUAUUUGGCCAACAAGACAGACGCCAUUAAAUUUUGUGGGUAACACGUAUGUGGGUCAUGUGAUUACCUGGCAUACAGAGAUCGUACAAAUAUUUGGCCGACAAGACAGACCCUGCAGGUUUACUUAAAUCAUGGACCCCCGUACCAGUGCACAGGACGUGAUGCGAUGUGACCUGUGUGAGACCGCUGUGGUACAGAUGCAUUGUGAUACAUGUCUUAUCAACCUGUGUACAGCUUGCGUAGGAAAACACAUGAUAUCUGAUGAAUCCAAAAAACAUGAAAUUGUUAAAUUUACUCUGAGAAAAACUACCCCCCUCUACCCUGUAUGCAUAUCUCAUGAUAAAGAACAAUGUGAAAUGUACUGUAAGCUAUGUGACGUUCCUGUGUGUGCCACCUGCCUUGCUUCUGAUCAACAUCUAGGUCAUAAAUUAUUGAAAAUUUUACAAGUUUUAGAUAAGAAAAAAGAAAAGAUCACAAAGGAACUGGCUGAAUUAAAUGGGACGAUUUAUCCAACCUACCAGGACAUUGCCUCUGAUGUACAAAACAGAAUGAGUCAGUUAGAAAAGGAAUAUGGAGAUCUCUCAACAGCCAUAACAAAACAUGGAGAGGACUGGCACAGAGAAAUUGACAAACUUGUCAAGAAACUUAAAGCUGAAGUUGAUGAGAUGAAAAACACACAGCUACAAACUCUAUGGAAACAUCUGGAUAAAAUAAACAAAACAAUGUCUGAUAUCAAGGAUGAAAUCCAUUCAUUUAAUAUUGCUAUAGACUCCAACGAAAUUUCAGACAUUUUUAAAUUUGCAUCUGUUCAAAUAAGAAGAUAUAACAAUCUCCCAGAAAAAAUUGUGCCAUGUUUGCCAAAAUUCACACAAGGCAGGAUUCAAGGAGAAGAACUUGCCAAACUGUUUGGAACUUUAUCACAGAGCUCCCUUACAUCACAAAAACAUGGUUACAGCAUGAAGACAACACAGAAAUCACCAGAAGCUGGAUCCUCUCCUCCAGUCAAACAGCUGAUUGAUGAACCAGAGACUGUAACCACCAUAAAAACUGGGUAUGGAGACCUUACCAAUGUGGCCUGUCUGAGUGAUGAAGAAAUCUGGACAAGUGGAUAUGACAGCACCAUGAAACUCUACAGAAUCAAUCAGGCAUCACUACUCAAGUCAAUCACAACCAAGUCAGGGAAGAUACCAUAUAACAUAGCAGUGACAAACAGUGGAGAUCUAGUUUAUAUUGAGUACAGUGAUAGAACUGUGAAAAUUGUGAAGAAUGAGAAAAUAGAGGAGGUGAUCAGACUACAGAACUGGAUACCUGACGGUGUCUGUAGUACCUCCUCUGGAGACCUCUUGGUUAUCAUGUACAGUGAUGAUAAAAAACAAACAAAAGUUGUCCGUUACUCUGGCUCCACAGAGAAACAAACUAUUCAGUUUGAUGAUAAACGUAAAUCUCUCUAUUCAUCUGAUUCUGAUUACAUAACUGAGAACAGGAACCUGGAUAUCUGUGUGUCUGAUAGUGGAGCUAAUGCUGUAGUGGUGGUCAAUCAGGCCGGGAAACUGAGAUUCAGGUACACCGGACAUACUCCUGCUCCAAAGAACAGACCAUUCUAUCCACUAGGAAUCACCACAGACAGUCAGAGUCACAUCCUUACAGCUGAUUAUAACAAUGACUGUGUCCACAUCAUAGACCAGGAUGGACAGUUCCUCCGUUACAUAGACUGUGGACUUAAUAAUCCGAUAGGACUAUGUACAGACACAUAUGACAAUCUGUUUGUUACUGAAUAUAACAGAGGUCAAGUGAAAAAAAUUAAAUUUCUGCAGUGAAAAACUUAGAAACAGUUUGAUCAUUCCUAUGGACAUAAAAUUUUACAGUGAGGCUAAACUUUCAAAUAGACCAUGAAAAAUUUUAAGACAUACAUGAAUUGUGUGUUUAUGUUUGUGCACAUUGUAUAAUCGACAAUG
Molecule: messenger RNA, 1958 nt
Organism: Saccostrea cuccullata (small rock oyster)
Lineage: Eukaryota; Metazoa; Mollusca; Bivalvia; Ostreida; Ostreidae
Exons: 2
Coding region: 135-1820 (561 amino acids)
Biological process (GO): protein polyubiquitination; proteasome-mediated ubiquitin-dependent protein catabolic process; negative regulation of translation
Molecular function (GO): zinc ion binding; translation repressor activity; protein binding
Source: RefSeq, a predicted model, not a curated record